Molecule: messenger RNA, 2672 nt
Organism: Cornus florida
Lineage: Eukaryota; Viridiplantae; Streptophyta; Magnoliopsida; Cornales; Cornaceae
Product: crossover junction endonuclease EME1B-like
Exons: 13
Coding region: 433-2289 (618 amino acids)
Biological process (GO): DNA repair
Cellular component (GO): nucleus; Holliday junction resolvase complex
Molecular function (GO): DNA binding; nuclease activity
Source: RefSeq, a predicted model, not a curated record
UGGGAGGAAAGGGAAGGAAAUGCUAGCUUUUUUAAUGAAAUUUUAUUAAUGCAAAUUUGCCCUUAUUUCUAUAAAAGAUAAAAUAUAUGAAAAAAGGGAUAUGGUAGUAAAUUCAUUAUAAUACUUCCAUUUCAUUUCUUUCCCAAACAUAAUCACUUAUUUUUUUAUUUUUAUUUAUUAAUUAACCAAAUACACGAUAAGUAAUUAACUAUAUCCUCUAAUUUUCUUCUUUUUUCUUUUUUGUUUUGUUUUGUUUUGUUUGAUUUUGUUUUAUUUUUAUUUUUCUAUCUCCUAAAUAAUCUUAUUCUUUUUUGUUUUUUUUUUUUCAUUGUACCAAACAUAGUGUAAGAGGUUCCGAAGGAAUGGUCCUGCCGAAUACGCGAAGCCAAACGGACCAACAGUGCAGUUAAAUGUAAAUUGAUGUAAUAAACCAUGACAUUCAAAACCGCGUAUCCAGACAUCCCCCACCUCGCAUCAUCCCGCGCUAACACAACAUUCGAAGACAAACCUAACCCCUCGGCCCUCUCUCUCUCUCUCUCUCUCUCCACGCACUCACUUUCUUCUCAAAUGUCCCGGUCCAUCGCAGUGGACAUCCUCUCCGACGACGAUGACGGCGAUCAUCAUCCAGUCUCAACCCCAUUACCAACCCAAUCCAAGAGGCACAAAGGAGAACCCAAUUUUAACCCUACAGUCUUCAUCAUCGACGAUGACCCAACGCCUCGGAAGCCGGCGGGCUCCUCUUCCACUCCAUUGUUCAUCCCCGAUACCCCGAUGCCUGGUUCGUCGAAUUCGGAUGUUGCAAUAGUCAAAUGCACCACACUUGUCUCUGAUCCCCAACUCAGGUCCUCUUCAGCGUCCGACCAAAAGUUUUCCGGAAUCUGUGGCUUGAUUUGUUUGGAAUCUGACAACGAGUCUGAAAAUGGUUUUGGAAAGGAAAACCGGAAGCAGAAUGGAACAAUGGAUGCUGCCUUUGAUGUGAAAGAGGAUUCAGAAAUGAGCUCUAGAUUUAUUAACUCCUCAUUUUCUUUCAGGAAUUUUAAUUUAACACAAAUGUGUGGGGACAGUUCUUUGCAGCCAGUUUGUUCAGAAGAUAUCCCCCAGGCGCACGAUCAUCCUGAUGAAGAAAUUGACAGAUUGGAGCCUGUGGAUAAUGUCUUGAAACAGAAAGGUAGAAGAAAAACUAAUUCAAACAAAGAAAAGAAUGCGGAUGAAGCAAUUGGAAAAAAUAGGAUGACAAAGGAAGAAAGGAUUCACUUAAUGGAAGAAAAAAAACAGCAGAAGGAACAAGAGAAGUUGCAGAAAGCCGCUCUGAAGGCUGAAGCUGCAGAGAUGAAAAAAUUGCAGAAAGAAAAGCAAAAGUGGGAAAAGGGGAAGUUUGCUUUAAAGUCCAUUGUUGCUGAAAUUGACGCUAAAGUAGUUGAACUAUCAGUUGGAGGACAUUUGCUUACAAGGUUUGCAGAGAAAGGUAUUUCAUACCGUAUAGUGUCAAAUCCAAUUGAGAGAUCUAUCACGUGGACCAUGACUGUUCCAGAAGAAAUUUCACAGCUUUCGUCCAAAGGAAUUGAAAUUCCAUAUAUAUUACUCGUGUAUGAGGCCAAAGAGUUCUGCAACCUUGUUAUGAAUGAAUCUCUUAUUGAUCAUGUUUCACGUGUUCGGAGCUGUUAUCGAUCUCAUACAAUUUGCUACCUCACCAAUCGGUUGAUGGCGUAUAUCGAUAAAAGGGAACAAGAACAGUACAAGAACCCCACAAAUUGUAGCAGUUGGACACGUCCACCAGUAGAGGAGGUGCUGUCUAAACUAACCACCCAUUUUGUUAGGGUACAGUCAAGACAGUGUAGAGAUGAAGCUGAAUUAGCUGAACAUGUUGUUGGUUUGACUUCCAGCCUGGCUUCUUGCCAAUUUAGAAAGAAGUUAACUCGGUUAUCUGUAAAUGCUAAUGGAUCCCUUAUACCGAAUGAUUGCUUUGACAGGAAUCUAAUAAAGAAGAGCUUGUGGUUAAAAGCAUUGGUAGCUAUACCAAAGGUACAACCGCGAUUCGCUUUUGCUAUAUGGAAGAAGUACCCAACAAUGAAAUCUCUUUUAAGUGUUUACAUGGAUCCAAGUAAAUCGGUGCAUGAAAAAGAAUUUCUGCUCAAGGACUUGACAACAGAAGGGUUACUCAGCGAGGAUAGAAGGCUAGGAGAGAUUUGUUCCAAGAGAGUGUACAGAAUACUAAUGGCUCAAAGUGGAAGCAUCAAAACCGACGACGUCGAGGAUGGUGCUGAUUUCUUCAAUCAUCAAUCAACUUGAAUAACACACCCUCCAUUGUAGUUUUUGGUAAUCAUAAGUUAAACAGAAUUUGGUGUUUGAAGAAGCUAUGCCCCUGCAAGUUGAACUUUCCUAAUGAAGGCAUGAUCCCUUCGAUGCAAGGCAGCAGUGGAAACACUUGCCGAGUUUGGCUUGAAAUCUGUCAAUCACUUAGUGAAACUGUACCAUUUUCCAAAUUGCUGAAUCAUCUAGUUUCCUUGGCAACGCCAUGUGGAAGCAGCUGACAGAGCCGCGCAUUUCAGAGAUUUGAGAAUAUUUUGCUGUCUUAUAACCAACUUGAUGAUUUGAGUAAUUUUUUUUUUUGGAGUCAAAACACAAUAAUUAAGUGGUAUAAGAUUAUGAUCAUUCAUGAUUUUUUAUUUUUA